Cryptomeria japonica (Japanese cedar) is the source of this 3264-nucleotide messenger RNA. RefSeq lists its product as uncharacterized. The record is from RefSeq and is a predicted model, not a curated record. Gene Ontology annotation, cellular component: nucleus. The coding region runs from base 85 to 2721 and encodes 878 amino acids. Gene Ontology annotation, molecular function: zinc ion binding. Lineage: Eukaryota; Viridiplantae; Streptophyta; Pinopsida; Cupressales; Cupressaceae. The transcript has 7 exons.
UCUUCUAUAUUUCGGGCGAAGGGAGUGUCACAGCAUUAAUUGAAAGAAAUUGAAAUUGAAAUUGAAAUUGGCAUCAGAGCAGAGAUGACGGAUGAUGCCGAGAAGCGCUUCGAGAGGGCAAUGGACAAACUAUUCCACCCCAAAUUGUCAUCAUCUGCUACCAGAAAAAAAAAUUCAUUUAUUUUUUGUAUACGGAGUCUUGACAGUUCUCCUGGAACUUCUUCACCCAAGGAACUUGCAAAUAGUGUACAUAAAGCAAUGCCUGGACAGAUGUCAAAGGGUCCAUCGUCUUCAAGAAUCAGUCCACAACCCCGUAGAUUAUCUGGGAGCAAUCUAAAAUCUACAUUGACAUCUACAAGCUCACCUGCACCAAUGUGUAGACCUUGGGACCGAAGAGACCUUGUGAGGCGUUUGGCUACUUUCAAGUCCAUGACAUGGUUUGGAAAACCCAAGGUUGUUGGUCCAGUGAACUGUGCAAGGAGAGGUUGGGUAAAUGUUGACAUAGACUUAAUUGCUUGUGAAGCAUGUUGUACUCGCCUCAGCUUUUCCACUCCUCCUACAUGGACAAAACAGCAAGUGGAGAGUGCAGCUACUUUAUUCAGCACAAAGCUUGUUGAUGGGCACAAGUCUCAUUGUCCAUGGAAGGGAAAUGAAUGCGAGGAAACUUUGGCACAUUUUCCACCAACUCCAGCCCCAGCUCUUGUGGAAAGUUACAGAGAUCGAUGCGAUGCUCUCUUUCAGCUUCCGGCUCUACCUGUUGUGUCUUUUUCUGCCAUUGAGCAAAUGAAGAUAUCACGGGGUCCUCAGAUAGAUCGUCUUCUUGCUCAGCCUCCACCAUUACCAAUGUCAUUACUCUCCCGAUAUAGUGGAAAGAGAUCUGAUAUAGAGAUCAUGAGCAAUGAAUCUACUCUAACUCCUGCUAAUCUAUAUUAUCAGGCUCAAAGGAUUAUCAGUCUCUGUGGUUGGGAACCAAGGUUACUUCCUUACAUUGUUGAUUGUGAGGAUUACUCAAGUGAGAUUGUUAAAGAAGCAUCACCGCGCCUGUCCCAUGCUCAUAGUCCUAGUGUUCUUCUUCGUUCCAAGUCUCGAGCAAUUGAGGUAGCAGAAUCACCAAUAAACAAAUAUGCUGGCCUUCAGGAAAUGCCUGACCCAGCUUCCAUUGUUCUUGAUUGCACUCUUUGUGGAGCUAGUGUGGGAAUGUGGACUUUCUCUACAAUUUAUCGGCCUUUGCAGUUAACAUAUGAUUCAGUUGAAUCACAAAAUUUUUGCAAAAAAACAAAUGAGAGUGGAGUGUGUGGUUUAAGUGCAGCUAGUUGCAUUGGUGGAAUUUCAACCAGUGAAGACAAAGGCAAAGAACACCUUGAUGAUGUUGGUGAAGGUAUGACUAGUACCUGUCAAAAGAAUGCCUCAGAUGAACGAGUUCUGGAUUUGAGCCUCACAAUAGCAGGGGGCCUUCCACCAACUAAACAAAAUAGCAGUUCAUUGCUUCCCUUGCCUUCUAUUACACAGUUUAAAGCUGGGUUUCCUUCUGGCAGUGAAGUUGGCGAGAGGGUUACAUCCACUGAAUCACCCAAAGCUCAGGAAAAAAUGCAAUUUACCAGACAGCAUGGCAACUCUGUAAACAGCAGAAGAGACAUUACAGAAAGCAUAAGUAUCAACAGAGAAGGGAUUGACACUGCAGGGUCAUCAAAGCGUAAGAGAAUUGAAGGAAAUAGAUCUGAAAGGGUCAAUGAUACAGAUGGCAACACUAGAAACAAACGAAAGCGUGAUGGAGCCAUCAUUGGUGAAAGGUGUGUUCAGGAACUUGGCAGCAGUGAAUACCAUGGAUUUUCUUCUGUAAAUGCAGUUGAUACAUGUUACCGUGAUAGGAAGGAAAAUUCAACAGAUAGUGUAGAUAACAUUCCUCACUAUUUGUGCAAGAGUGAUGAAGGCAUUGAGGAGGGCACAGGAACAAAUAUUGCAACCUUAAGUACAGGUAGAAUAGGUGGUACUAGUGUGGGCAUGAGUGUUAAUGCUACACAGAUUGAUGCUCAUGGUGAAGUUUGUGGAAAUGACAUUUCAGUGAAUAGAGCUGAGAGUAGAGCAGCUGAAUCUGAAGUUCUUGUGGAAACUGCAAGAAGUGUACAACGAAGUGAGAUUGUUUCCAGGGGAGACAAACCACAUAAUGUCAGUAUUUGUGAAGAUAGUCAACAUGCUUUACUGGUAGAUCAAGCUGUGGCAGACAUUACCUCAAGUAAAGACUCUUUAGCUAAUGGAGUAAUCAUGGAUUUUCGAGCUGGAGGUGAGAGAUCUGAAGUGUGUGAGCCUACAGAGGUAAGUGAAAAGCAGGAGAAAUCUGAUUCUGUGAUGCCUGGACCUCACAACUGUGCAAAGAUUGACGAUGUUGUUAUUUCUAACUCAGGAAUAGAUUCAGAACAGAGUCCUCGGGGAAAGGGAAUGGAGUUUGAUUCCAUUAGACAACAUCGGCAUUUCUGCCCAUGGGUCCAUGUUAUAGGAGGCAUUCUUGGCAGUGACCAAAACACAGGACUAUGUGGAUGGCAGCUUACGAUUGAUGCACUGGAUCAAUGUAAUGCACAAGAACUGGCAUCUGCUUCCCUGAAAGAAUCAGAAUCCACCUCAUCUAGAUACAAGGUCAAUCCUGUGGCUUCAGUUCGCCAUUUGUUUGAAACUCCUUCAAAGAAAACCAAACGCAGUCAUGUCCAUAGUACAAAUGACAGCUAAAAGUUUUCAUGGAAUGCUUGUUGAUGAAAUCAUUCAGAUUUGCGCUAUUCCUGAGUGAGAUUGAUGUUACUGUAAAUGCAAUGCUUGUUUCUGACCUUUGUAUAUAAACUUCUGCAGAGGCCCUACAUUAUCUGAGUACAGAGAAGAUUUUGACUGUAUCUUUUAUUAUCUGGAAAUUUUCCUGGCUGGAGCACUUUUAGCUAAUUCCUUUAGGCAGAGCUACUGAUUGAAAAGUUUCAUAUCUAAUUCUUUUAAUCUUGUGUUCUAUAUCUGUAUUGAAAUUCCUUCUGAUAUCUUCCCAUCAAGUGCAUAUUGCUGACCGUCAUGUUCAAUGAAUCUUAUCCAAUUCUCUAGCUUAUUUGGGAUGGCAUAUUCAAAGAUUGCAUUUGUUGAAUGGAUGGUUACACAGGAUGCAGAACUUGCCAAUUUUUUUGCCUUGUUGGAUGAUCAACUCUCAUCUUGAAUGGAUAGUGUCAUUUUUUUAAUGUAAAAAUGAACAUAUCAUGCAUAUGCUGCGAAAUAAUAUAAAAAGCAUUGUGGAUC